CAGUGCUGAAUUUAGUCUGCAUAGGAGAGAGAGAGAGGAGAGAGAGAGAGAGAGUAAAACCGAAACAUAACAUAGGAAAUGGCGAAGAAAAAAGAGACAAGGGGAAGAAGGAGAAGGAGAAGAAGCUCUGUUCUUGCAAUUGCAAACUUUCUCAGUCUUUCUCUCUCACUAACUUUUUCUCUCUAGAUCUGUAAAUACAACAUACCCCUAUAAGUGAAACCCCUCCAUCUUGACCCACCAUUAAUUACAAGUGUAUAUACAUAUAUUCAAGAACGGAACUGCUGCUGUUGCUGUUGGUGGGCUCGCUCGUUUUUUUUUCUUUUUACUUUUUUGAAAUGGUAGAUUUCAGAAAUGAGGGAUUCACAGAUUGGAUUGACUAGAGCUCGGAAUUAAUCAAGCUGGAUCGUUUCCCUUGAUAAUAGAAGAGAAGCUGUAAUCAUGAAUGUUAAUCUUUCGAAUGUUGAAAAUAGAGAUGCUUUUGCCAGCUUGCUUGAACUUGCUGCCAACAAUGAUCUAGAAGGCUUUCAAAAGUAUGUUGAUCGGGAACCGUUGAGCGUGGAUGUGAUUGGACUGUGGUAUGGACGACAAAAGGGCUCAAAUCAAAUGGUUCUACAGCAUAGGACUCCCUUGAUGGUGGCUGCCACUUAUGGCAGCAUUGAUGUUCUGAAACAUAUUAUUUCUUUACCUGAAGUUGACGUGAAUCGGUCCUGUGGUUCUGAUGGAAACACUGCACUUCACUGUGCUGCAUCAGGGGGAUCACUAAAUGCUGUAGAUGUUGUGAAACUGCUUUUGGCUGCAGGUGCGGAUCCGAAUCUUACUGAUGUCAAUGGUUGUCGCCCUGUAGAUGUUAUCAUUGUGUCACCGAAGUUUCAAGGGAUGAAAUAUUCCCUCGAAAUGAUGCUCAAAAUGGACGCUUCGUUUCAGGAAGAGCAAAACUCGGGAGUAUCUAUUGGCACUUCAAAUGCAAACUCCCCUCCACUUUCUCCGUCUCCUAGAAAUGGAUCUCCGGGUUCCCCUUCAGAGUCUGGACCUUCUCCAAACCUUACCAGAUUAAGUGAUGUUCCUGUUUCACCUGCACCAGAGAAGAAAGAGUACCCUAUUGACCCAUCUUUGCCUGACAUCAAGAACAGCAUCUACUCUACAGAUGAGUUCAGAAUGUUUUCGUUUAAGGUCCGACCCUGCUCUCGUGCCUAUUCGCACGAUUGGACUGAGUGUCCAUUUGUUCACCCGGGUGAAAAUGCUCGAAGAAGGGAUCCGAGGAAGUACCAUUACAGCUGUGUACCAUGUCCAGAUUUCCGCAAAGGAGCUUGUCGAAGAGGGGAUCUGUGUGAGUAUGCUCAUGGGGUUUUCGAGUGCUGGCUCCACCCUGCUCAAUAUAGGACCCGACUGUGCAAAGACGGUACAAGUUGUAAUAGAAGAGUUUGUUUCUUUGCUCACGCACAAGAAGAACUCCGACCCCUCUAUGUCUCUACCGGUUCCGCUGUUCCCUCACCUCGCUCAAGCACCUCUGCUGUUAAUGCCAUGGACUUUGCUGCAGCCAUGAACCCUUUACCUGGCUCACCUUCUACAGUCCCUAUGAUGUCUCCAUCUCCUUUCACUCCACCCAUCUCUCCAUCUAACAACAGCAUUUCUAACAUGGGUUGGCCACCUCAGCAAAAUGUUCCACCAUUGCAUCUACCAGGAAGCAACCUCCAGUCGAGUCGCUUGCGUUCGUCUCUGAAUGCAAGGGAUAUCCCUCCCGAUGACUUGAGUUUAUUUGCAGAAAUUGAUGUGCAGCAGCAGCAGCUUUUGAAUGAGCUGUCAUAUCCAAGUAUUAGUACCAAUAUGUUGAGUCGUUCUGCUCGUCCGAAAACCCUAACUCCCUCAAAUCUGGAGGAUAUCUUUUGUGCAGAGAGCUCUUCUCCUAGAUAUUCUGAUCAAGCAUUGUCGUCAGCUGUUUUCUCACCCCAGCACAAGUCAGCGGUCCUUAAUCAAUUCCAGCAACAGCAACAAACCAUGCUAUCUCCAAUCAAAACCACUUUUUCACCUAGAAACGUUGAUCACUCUCUGAUGCAGGGCCCUUUUGGGCUUCCAUCACCUGGGAGAAUGUCACCUCGUGGCCUGGAGCCGAUCUCGCCAAUGAGUGCUAGGAUGUCGAUGAUAGGCCAACGUGAAAAGCAGCACCAGCAGUGUCAGAGUCUCAGCUCCCGUGGUCUUGGAUCUACUGCUGCAUCUGCUGUUGCCUCGUUGGAAGAGACUUGGUCGAAGUGGGAAAACCCUAAUGAGACGCCAGACUGGGCCAUCAAUACCGACGAUUUUGGUAAGCUGAAGAGAGCUUCAUCCUUUGACCUUCUCAACAAUGUGGAGGAGCCGGACUUAUCAUGGGUUCAGUCUCUCUUCAAAGAAUCUCCACAGGAUAUGAAGGAGAAAUAUGCUUCUCGUAUUUCUGGCACUGCAGGUGCCAGCACAUCGUCUGGUGAGGGUGAGAAAUCAGAUUUCCUGUUUGACCAAGUUGAUCAGUCCGUUUUGGGUGCAUGGCUUGAGAGAUUACAGCUUGAUCAAAUGAUGGCUAAGUGAAUCGGAAUACUUUCUUCUAAGCUUUUAGCUCUGGUUAACCUGGGAUUUUUGGUAAAGUACACCAGCUUUAAGUUUGUUGUAGUAACCUCUUAGAAAGGAAGGUAAUAUGGUGAAGAAAGAAUGAGCUUCAGAAAUAUCUGAAGAAACACUAAUUUUUGCUAUUUUUGAUUCAUUCUUUAAACAAGAAAUCUCAAAGAAUGAGUAAUCACCGGCUCGUUUGAAGAACAGGCUCGGUUUUAGGUAACUAUUUUCUGAAUAACUAAUACAUACUAUAUUUUCCCUGCUCUCCCACAUUUG
Messenger RNA from Sesamum indicum (sesame), 2853 nucleotides. NCBI's taxonomy places the organism in Eukaryota, Viridiplantae, Streptophyta, Magnoliopsida, Lamiales, Pedaliaceae. The record is from RefSeq and is a predicted model, not a curated record.